AUGUCACCUGAGUCCAACUGCUCCUCUGUUGCCAUGGUGACCGGUGAGACUGGCCUUCUGGAUUGCGUUCCAGAGCUGAUGUGCAACGGCAGCCGAUGGCCGAACGCUAGCGACCAGGUGCCCGACGCGUGCCUGAGCCGGGAGGAGUACCUGGAGAGACACAUGGGCCCACGCCGCUCCUCCGACUUCCUCCCGAUCUGCGUCACCUACCUGAUCAUCUUCCUGGUGGGUGUCCUGGGCAACGUGAUGACCUGCACUGUCAUCGCCUACCACCGGGUCAUGCGAACGCCCACUAACUACUACCUGCUCAGCCUGGCCGUGUCCGACCUGCUGGUGCUGCUCCUGGGUCUGCCCCUGGAGCUGUACGAGAUGUGGAGAAACUACCCCUUUCUGCUGGGGAAGGGCGGCUGCUACUUUAAGACCUUCCUGUUCGAGACCGUCUGCUUCGCCUCUAUCCUCAUCGUGACCGCGCUCAGCGUGGAGCGCUACAUCGCCGUGGUCCACCCCCUGAAGGCCAAGUACGUGGUGACGCGCGCCCACGCCAAGCGGGUCAUCCUGAGCGUCUGGGGCAUCUCGAUGCUGUGCGCCGUGCCCAACGCCAGCCUGCACGGCAUCCUCACCCUCCCGCCAGGUUCCGGCGCCUCGGGGAUCCCCGAGUCGGCCCUCUGCACGCUGGUGAGGCCGCGCUGGAUGUACAACCUGCUGAUUCAGGUGACCACACUUCUCUUCUUCCUGCUGCCCAUGCUGACCAUCAGCGUGCUGUACCUGCUCAUCGGCCUGCAGCUGAGGAGGGAGAAGAUGCUGCAGGCUCUGGAGGAGAAGUCCAGUCAUGGCCCCCAGAGCUACACCGCCAGGCGCGCGCAGCAGCAGAAGGCACGGCGCCGGCAGGUCACAAAGAUGCUAUUUGUCCUGGUGGUGGUGUUUGGGAUCUGCUGGGCUCCAUUCCACACCGAUCGCCUUAUGUGGAGUUUCAUCGACCACUGGUCCAGCAACCAGCUGAACAUCUUCCAGUACGUCCACGUCAUCUCCGGCGUCUUCUUCUACCUCAGCUCAGCCGUCAACCCCGUCCUCUACAACCUCAUGUCCAGCCGCUUCCGUGAGAUGUUCAAGGGGAUGGUGUGCCAGCGCCGUCUGUGCCAGCGCCGUCUGCGCCCGCCCGCGCCCUGCAGGAAGCAGUCGCUCAGCAUGACCCGUCUCACCUUGCGGAGUACCCCCAGUGAUGGCCCACAAUGCAACACCAUACCUCUCGCCAAAGCAGACAAUAACUAAUCGACCGUUGCCUGAUCAGGCCUUGGGGCGGAGGAGGGAUUGUUCACCAUGUACAGUCGCACUAACUACCAAAGCUGAGGCUACUGUAGAUAAUUAAUAGUGCCGACUGAUUUGUACAUUUUGAAGCUGUGAGAAAAAUGUGUGUCUGCUUGUAGCAUCUGAUUAAAGCAUCAUCAACAAUGUGUGA
Clupea harengus (Atlantic herring) is the source of this 1456-nucleotide messenger RNA. It is a transcript of the gene nmur1a, whose product is annotated as neuromedin U receptor 1a. The record is from RefSeq and is a predicted model, not a curated record. NCBI's taxonomy places the organism in Eukaryota, Metazoa, Chordata, Actinopteri, Clupeiformes, Clupeidae. Gene Ontology annotation, biological process: neuropeptide signaling pathway. Gene Ontology annotation, molecular function: neuromedin U receptor activity. Gene Ontology annotation, cellular component: plasma membrane.